Molecule: messenger RNA, 2195 nt
Organism: Paramormyrops kingsleyae
Lineage: Eukaryota; Metazoa; Chordata; Actinopteri; Osteoglossiformes; Mormyridae
Source: RefSeq, a predicted model, not a curated record
CCUCCACCCUCCGACAUGAAAGUUCUGCUCAUUUCCAUUCUCUUAGGAUGCCUUGGUGGAAUUUCUGCCGCCAUUUUCCCCAAAUCAACAAAAGUGAGAUGGUGCCUUAAAUCAGAGCAGGAGAAGAAGAAGUGUGAUGACUUUGUAGCCAAAGCAGAAGCUGCAUUUGCUUGCAUUUUGCGCUCAGGAACAGAUGAGUGCAUCAGAGCCAUCAGGGAAGGCCAGGCAGAUGCCAUCACACUGGAUGGGGGAGACAUUUACAAAGCUGGUCUUGUAAAUUACAACCUCAAACCUAUCAUCGCAGAAGACUACAGAAAAGAUGCAGAAACCUGUUAUUAUGCUGUUGCUGUGGUGAAGAAAACCAGCAGCUUUGGGUUACAUGAGCUGAAGGGGAAGAAGACAUGCCACACAGGUCUGAACAAGUCUGCAGGGUGGAACAUCCCCAUUGGAACAUUGGUGUCCAGUGGUGACAUUGACUGGAAAGGGCAGGAGGAUGUCCCUCUUGAGAAGGUGGUUUCAGAGUUCUUCUCCGCCAGCUGUGUUCCUGGUGCUACGCCUGGUUCCAAUCUGUGCCAGCUGUGCAAGGGUGACUGCUCCCGAUCCCACAAAGAGCCGUAUUACGAUUAUUCUGGAGCCUUCCAGUGCUUGAAGGAUGAUGCUGGCGAAGUUGCCUUUGUGAAGCAUCUGACUGUACCCUCCUCAGAGAAGGCGGACUACGAGCUACUGUGCGAAGACGGUUCCAGGAAGAGCAUUGAUGACUACAAAACUUGCCAUUUGAGCAGAGUUCCUGCCCAUGCCGUUGUUAGCCGCAAGGAUGUUGAAUUAGCAGAUAACAUCUGGGAGAGUCUGCAACACACUGGGGAUUUCAAACUCUUCUCAUCUGAAGCCUAUGAAGGCAAAGAUCUUAUGUUUAAGGACUCCACCGUUCAGCUUGUUCGGGUGCCUAAUAUCACCGAUUCCUUCCUCUACCUGGGUGCAGAAUACAUGAGUACCAUUCGGUCUCUGAAGAAAGAGACAACCCCAGAGGUGAAGACCAACUCCAUAAGGUGGUGCGCCGUGGGCCACGCCGAGACGGUCAAGUGUGACCAGUGGAACUCGCAAGAUGUUGAUGCCAAGAUUGAGUGUCAGCAGGGGAGGUCUGUGGAAGACUGCCUAAAAAAGAUUAUGCGCGAAGAGGCAGAUGCCAUGGCGAUCGAUGGCGGGCAGGUGUAUUCAGCAGGGAAGUGUGGGUUGGUGCCAGUGAUGGCAGAGCAGUAUGACGCAGCUAAGUGUGGCUCCUCAGAGCAGACGGCCUCGUCUUACUUUGCGGUGGCUGUGGUGAAGAAAGGCUCGGGCCUCACCUGGAGCACACUGAGGGGGAAGAAGUCGUGCCACACAGGCCUUAGUCACACAGCAGGAUGGAACAUCCCUAUGGGUCUCCUCCACAAGGACAGCAAGGAGUGUGACUUCUCCAAGUACUUCAGCCACAGCUGUGCCCCGGGGGCAGAGCCAGAAUCCUCACUAUGUGCUCUCUGUGUGGGUGAUGGCAAACCAUUACACGAUUCAAGGUACAAAUGCAAGCCUGUUUCUGAGGAGCUGUUUUACGGCUACACUGGGGCCUUCAGGUGUCUGGUGGAAGGUGGUGGAGAUGUUGCUUUUAUUAAGCAUACUACUGUUCAGGAGAACAGCGAUGGAAAUGGUGAUCCAUGGGCUAAAGAUGUGAGGUCUGAAGACUAUGAGCUUCUGUGCCCCUCUGGUCCAACAGAGACGGCGCCUCUUAGCCAACAUGAGAGCUGCCAUCUAGCCAGGGUGCCUGCUUAUGCUGUGGUGACGCGCCCUGAAAGCCGGCUGGAUGUGGUGUCUAUUCUCAAAGACCAGCAGAACAGGUUUGGUUUGUCCAGCUCAGAAUACUUUAAAAUGUUCCAGUCAAGAGGCGGCAAAGACCUCCUUUUCAGAGACUCCACCAAAUGCCUCCAGGAGAUUCCAUCUCUGAACAGCUUUGAAGACUUUCUGGGGAAGGAAUAUGUGUCUACUGUCGAGACAUUGCGGGAAUGUGCUAGCAGUGUGCCAGAGCUGGAGCAGUCCUGCACGUUUCAUCCAUGCCAACAGAAGUCAUAGAAGAGAGACCUACAGUCACACCUUGAUGUUGGUCAGCAGAGUCCUUCACAGAAGACCAUAAUUGAGAAAGUUCAAGCUGCAAUAAAGUGUACUUUUAA